AUGCCUUCCGCAGCCCCCACAGGGGACCUGGCCUCGCAGGUCCUCCAAGCCCUCGACAAAUCCUCACCCCUCCUCUCCGCCGAAGCUUUCCCCGCCGCCGGCUUCACCGAGCUCAAGGCCGCCCUCGACAGGCUCGCCUCCCGUGACAUGGUCAAGUACGAGCAGCUGGAGCGAGACGAAGCAGUACUAGAGCCCGAGGGCGAGCAGAUCGCCGCCAAUGGCAGCCACGAGGCCCGCGUCUUCGAGGCAUUAAGGCAGGCCGUCGAGGGCCUGACUGUCCAGGAGCUCGAGAAGGCUAUUGGCGACAAGAACGUCGUCAAGAUCGGCCAGGGCAAGGCUUUCAAGGAGAAGUGGAUCGCCAAGACAAAGGAUGGCAAGUUCCAGGCCACGGCCGACGCGAUCAAGGACACGACCCAGGAGCAGAUGCGGACCAUCCAGAAGACGAGGGCGUACCCGGACGCCAAGGUACUCAACGACCUGAGGAAGCGCAAGCUGGUGCGCAUACAAAAGAUCUACACCUUCAAGGUCCAAAAGGGCGACAAGUUCGCCCUCGAGAUCCCCGAGGAAGCGACCGACCUGACCUUCGACAUGAUCGCCACCGGCGCCUGGAAGACCGCCACCUUCAAGCCCUACAACUUCAAGGCCCUGGGUGCCGACCAGCGGCCCGGUGCGCUGCACCCCCUCAACAAGGUCCGCGCCGAGCUGAGGCAAAUCUUCUUCGAGAUGGGCUUCGAGGAGAUGCCCACGGACAAGUGCGUCGAGUCUGGUUUCUGGAACUUCGACACCCUCUUCGUGCCCCAACAACACCCCGCCCGCGACCUGCAAGACACCUUCUACAUCUCCGAUCCCAAGCUUGCCGACCCUCCCCGCGCCGAGGACGAGAAUGACAAGAAGGACUACAAGAAGUACUGGGAGAACGUCAAGGCGGUACACCAGAACGGCAAGUACGGCUCAAUAGGCUACCGAUACCCCUGGUCCGGCGAUGAGACGCUCAAGCUGGUGCUGCGGACGCACACCACCGCCGUCAGCGCGGCCAUGCUGUACAAGCUCGCACACAAGAAGGGCCCCGACGGCCGCCCGCCCCCGGCACGAUACUUCUCCAUCGACCGAGUCUUCCGAAACGAGUCCGUCGACGCCACCCACCUGGCAGAGUUCCACCAGGUCGAGGGUGUCAUCGCCGACUACAACCUCACCCUGGGCGGCCUCAUGGAGUUCAUGGAGAUCUUCUUCGGCAAGAUGGGCCUGACCGACCUCAAGUUCAAGCCCGCCUACAACCCCUACACUGAGCCCAGCAUGGAGAUCUUCGCCUAUCACAAGGGCCUCAAGAAGCUCGUCGAGAUUGGCAACAGCGGCAUGUUCCGCCCCGAGAUGCUGGAGUCGAUGGGUUUCCCCCCCGACAUGAGGGUUUACGGCUGGGGUCUGUCUCUCGAGCGCCCCACCAUGAUCAAGUAUGGCAUUUCCAACAUUCGUGAGCUGCUGGGUCACAAGGUCGACCUGAACUUUGUGCAGAGCAGCGCGGCGGUACGGCUGGACAAGGCGUAG
Molecule: messenger RNA, 1542 nt
Organism: Thyridium curvatum
Lineage: Eukaryota; Fungi; Ascomycota; Sordariomycetes; Thyridiales; Thyridiaceae
Exons: 2
Coding region: 1-1542 (513 amino acids)
Biological process (GO): phenylalanyl-tRNA aminoacylation
Cellular component (GO): cytosol; cytoplasm; phenylalanine-tRNA ligase complex
Molecular function (GO): ATP binding; phenylalanine-tRNA ligase activity; tRNA binding
Source: RefSeq, a predicted model, not a curated record